AUGGAAGCAAAGUUCUCUGAGGCAGAAGGAGCUCCAUCAGAAGAAAGUCAGAAGGCACAGGCCCAGGAGGAUCCCCAAGGUGCCCCGUCAAGUGGCAGAGAAGAGAUGUUGUCAACCUGUCAUCUUUUCAGGGGAGUGGAAACGGCUGCUCCACCUCUGGUCCAGGUGGCCGUGUAUUUCACCAAGGCCGAGUGGGCCUUGCUGGCUCCUGGCCAAAGAGCCCUCUACAGGGACGUCAUGCUGGAGAACUACGGGAGUGUGGCCUCCCUGGCAGCAGAUGUAGAGGAGACAGCUGGGGAAUUCCAGAUGUUCCCUUUGGAAAACGUCAAGAAUGAAGAUGCUGUAGGACACUUUGGAGGUGGAGAUGGACCACAGAGGCAGGAGAAAAGCCAUGCAGGGCGGGAUUCCCAAGAAGUAAUGCACAUGGAGAAAGAAACAUACAAGUACUUGGCGUGUGGAAAGAACUUCUUAGAUCAAUGCCAGUAUAAAGUCCAUUUACGAAUGCACAGUGGAAAGAGGAAACUUCAAUGGCUGGAAUGUGGAAAGACCAUGAUUGGCAGAGCACAGCUCCUUAGAGGUCAAAGAACACAUAAAGGAGAGAAACCUUAUAGCUGCUCAGACUGUGGCAAGAGAUUCUCAGAGAAAUCAGACCUUGUUCGACACCAAAGGAAUAAUUCAGGAGGGAAGAAGUUUAUUUGCUCAGAGAGUGAAAUGAUGCUCUUAAUGGGAGGAAAAACUAAUAUACAUUUUCGAAAGCACAGUAAAAUGAAUGCAUCUAAAUGCUUUUGGUGUGGAAACUACUUCAAAUACAAAUCACAGCUCCUUGUGCACCAGAAAAUCCACAGAGUGGAGAAGCCUUUUAAAUGUUUAGAGUGUGGGAAGAGAUUCAGUCGCAGUGGCAAUCUUCAAUUACAUCUAAGAAUUCACACAGGGGAGAAGCCUUUUGAAUGCUCAGAGUGUGGGAACAGAUUCCGUACCAGUGGCAGUCUUCAGAAUCAUCAAAGAACCCACACAGGGGAUAAGCUGUUUGAAUGCUCAGAGUGUGGGAAGAGAUUUAGACAGAAUAGCCAUCUUCAGAAUCAUGCAAGAACCCACACAGGGGAGAAGCCUUUUGAAUGCUCAGACUGUGGAAAGAAAUUUAGACAAAGUAGUCAUCUUCAGAAUCAUGCAAGAGCCCACACAGGGGUGAAGCCUUUUGAAUGCUCAGAGUGUGGAAAGAGAUUUACUCACAGUCGCAGUCUUCAAGAACAUCAAAGAACCCACACAGGGGAGAAGCCUUUUGAAUGCUCAGAGUGUGGGAAGAGAUUCACUUGCAGAAGCACUCUUCAAGCUCAUCGAAGAACCCACACAGGGGAGAAGCCUUUUGAAUGCUCAGAGUGUGGGAAGAGAUUCAGUUACAGUGGCAGUCUUCAAAAACAUCAAAGAACCCACACAGGGGAGAAGCCAUUUGAAUGCUCAGACUGUGGGAAGAGAUUUAGACAGAAAACUCAUCUUCAGAAUCAUGCAAGAUCCCACACAGGGGAGAGGCCUUUUGAAUGCUUAGAGUGUGGAAAGAGAUUCAGUCACAGUGGCACUCUUCUGAAUCAUCUAAGAACACACACAGGGGAGAAGCCUUUUGAAUGCUCAGAGUGUGGGAAGAGAUUCAGUCACAGAAAGACUCUUCACGGACAUCAAAGAACCCACACUGGGGAGAAGUCUUUUGAGUGCGAUAAACGGACAUAG
Messenger RNA from Gekko japonicus, 1722 nucleotides. RefSeq names its product zinc finger protein OZF-like. Gene Ontology annotation, biological process: regulation of transcription by RNA polymerase II. Lineage: Eukaryota; Metazoa; Chordata; Lepidosauria; Squamata; Gekkonidae. The coding region runs from base 1 to 1722 and encodes 573 amino acids. The transcript has 6 exons. Gene Ontology annotation, cellular component: nucleus. Gene Ontology annotation, molecular function: DNA-binding transcription activator activity, RNA polymerase II-specific; RNA polymerase II cis-regulatory region sequence-specific DNA binding. The record is from RefSeq and is a predicted model, not a curated record.